This is a messenger RNA of Pyricularia grisea, 252 nucleotides long. RefSeq lists its product as uncharacterized. The record is from RefSeq and is a predicted model, not a curated record. The coding region runs from base 1 to 252 and encodes 83 amino acids. The transcript has 2 exons. NCBI's taxonomy places the organism in Eukaryota, Fungi, Ascomycota, Sordariomycetes, Magnaporthales, Pyriculariaceae.
AUGGGCCGACGGCAAAACUACAAUACCAGUACCAACAGCAAUGGCUCGCACACUCAGAUGUUUAAGGAGCAUAACAUCGCGGCCAAAGCUGUCGACAGGUACCAGCUGAUAACUGCUCUGAACAGGCAGCAUGGGAGGAAUGGAGAUGUCAUCGCGCGGUGGAACCUUGUUGGCUCGGAUGAUUUAUCGAAUGACGGCGAACCUGCCGACUCUCGCCAGGGCGGCAGUGAGGAAAAUGUAAUGAAAAAUUGA